Prosopis cineraria is the source of this 997-nucleotide messenger RNA. RefSeq lists its product as uncharacterized. NCBI's taxonomy places the organism in Eukaryota, Viridiplantae, Streptophyta, Magnoliopsida, Fabales, Fabaceae. The transcript has 2 exons. The coding region runs from base 191 to 859 and encodes 222 amino acids. The record is from RefSeq and is a predicted model, not a curated record.
AGGCAUACCAAGCCAGCCCAAUUAGUCCGAUCCAAUUCUUUACAUUUCUUUCUCUUUCCCCCAUGGGUUGUCCAACCAACCAUCAACGCUCUCUUUUGUUGCCAAGCAAUCAUUCGAGAAUUUAUCCCUUCAUGAAAUUCUCUUCGCACACCUUUCCUUUCAUCUCUUUCUCCUCCUCCUCCAUUUCAACAUGUCUAACUGCACAGUGGAGUCUUCCAUGGUCGAAGCCAUUGACGGAGUCAAGCUUAAAACAAGGCUUUUCAAACCCACUGGAGAGAUUAAACACGAUUUGGUCAUCGUUCUUGUCCAUCCCUACUCCGUUUUGGGUGGCUGCCAGGGCCUGUUGAAAGGUAUUGCUUCUGGAUUAGCGGAAAAGGGUUUUAGAGCAGUGACCUUUGACAUGAGAGGCGUUGGAAGUUCCACGGGGAGGCCAUCCCUCACUGGGUUUUCAGAAAUUAAGGAUGUUAUUGGAGUCUGCAAAUGGGUCUGUGAGAAUCUGUCUGUUGAUAAGAUUCUAUUGGUGGGUUCUUCCGCAGGGGCACCAAUAGCAGGUUCUGCGGUAGAUCAGAUUGAACAAGUCAUUGGCUAUGUGAGCAUAGGUUAUCCAUUUGGCAUGACUGCUUCUAUCCUUUUUGGAAGACACCACAAAGCCAUACUGCAAUCCUCAAAACCGAAGCUCUUCAUUAUGGGAACUCAGGAUGGAUUCACCAGUGUGAAGCAGCUCAAAAACAAGCUUAUUUCUGCAGCAGGACGCGCAGAGACGCACCUUAUUGAUGGGGUUGGACACUUCCAGAUGGAAGGGCCUGCUUUUGAUGCCCAGAUGGUAGAUCUCAUUGUUCAAUUUAUUGCAUCAUUGUAACUUGAAAGACAAACUACUAAAAUCUUUGCUGCUAUUGAGAUUACCGCUUCUUUCUGUGGGUAUAAAAAACUGUGUACAUAACGCAACUUUCUUGUUCGUUCUACUGGAGAUUAGACAGUUUGUUUAUGUUCCCUGCCA